Molecule: messenger RNA, 1575 nt
Organism: Drosophila willistoni
Lineage: Eukaryota; Metazoa; Arthropoda; Insecta; Diptera; Drosophilidae
Exons: 3
Cellular component (GO): extracellular region
Molecular function (GO): chitin binding
Source: RefSeq, a predicted model, not a curated record
ACAACCAACUGGCAGCUGCGUCAAACGACAACUGCCAAUGUAUCACGUCGUCCGGUCUUAAGCGUACGCAAGCGCAUUAUCAACACACCACACUCAUCAUCAUCAUCUUCAUCAUCAUUAUCAUCAUCAUCAUCAUCAGCAGCAGCAGCAACAUCGUCAUCUUCUUUAACGCAAAAUGCAGAAUUCACUACAACGACCUCUAAAUAUAAUCGACUACGCAGUAGGCUAGCAACAACAACAAUAACACCAGCAGCAGCCAACAAGUUGAAAUCGACUGGGGAGUCAGCAACAUUGUUGCCAGCAACAAGCCAUAGCAACAACAAUGACAUCAUCUCGCAACACAAGUUUCAACCAGCUAGCUUUGCCUUGCGCCGUCAAUUUCAAACGCGUCGACUUACCACUUUGGCGCCAUCAACAAUUGCUGAUGACAGCGCCACUGAAGUGCCACAUACCCAAAAUCCACUUUUCAAACGCCGACUGACCCUGACCUCCACAAUAUCAGCACCACGCACCACCACAGUCAGCGCCACCAGUGAAACCACCACGAAUUUGUAUGCUAACGACGAUGAUGAUGAUCAGAUAGCAAAAUCCAGUAUACAUACAAGUCGAUUCAAUCAAAUAUUAUCCGAGCAUGGACACUCUCGUGAGGACUUUGACCCGCCGUCGAGCAGUAGUAGCAGUCGUCCACCCACGCCUCCUACUAAGCAACCAACCGAAAUUGGAGCAUUGAGUCAGGGUUUACGUCGUCAGCUUAUACCACGUCCACGUCGACCACACUCAACUACACAAACUCCAGCCACAACGGCUGCAUCUAAUUUGGACUACUCCUCACCGCCGUUAUCUCGACGACAGCAGAGUCGUCGGCGUCCACAUAAAUACAUUGAAGUCUAUAGCCGACCGCCGAGUAAGCCAGAAUUAGCCUCAGCCACUUUAAGUAGGCGACGAAGUGCUUCCGUAGAUUCCGAUUACUAUGACAAUGGGCAGCAACAGCUCACUCCUGGGCAACGACAACGUCAAAAGAACAGCCAACCUUCGAGUGAUCCCAAAGUCAUUGUCCAUGGUCGUGGCGUCAUUGAAUGCCUGGCCCAGGGCAAUUUUCCGCAUCCUUUGAAUUGUCGAAAAUUUAUUUCCUGUGCCAAAUUUGAGGAAACGGGCGGCAUCGUUGGCUGGGAGUAUACCUGUCCGAAGGGUCUCACCUAUGAUGGCGUUGAUGGUAUGUGCACCCCAUGGUCAACAUCCUCUGGUGUUGAAGGGGGCUGUCGUGCAUAGACUGAAUACAAGAUUCUCCAUUUCUUUCAUUUACAAAUUCGAAUUGAUUUUCUUCUCAUUGGUUUUUCAUAAUCAAAAUACUACAUACAUAAGUAGCCGAUGUAUUUUUUGUAUUUGUUGUAUAAAUUUGUUUCACAUUGUUUGUAAUACUCUUUUUUUCGCUCUCUAAUAUCAUAUUUAGUCUUAUCAACCUAGUUGUAGCAAUUUUUUAUAAGCUAACUCAGUUUAGAUUUAAAUAUGUAUAUCGAAAUAUGUAAUAUGGAUCGUAUAGACCAUAAAAGUUAACAUAUGUAUAUGCAUAUUGUG